Messenger RNA from Zea mays, 968 nucleotides. RefSeq names its product VQ motif family protein. Bases 157 to 576 code for a protein of 139 amino acids. The record is from RefSeq and is marked validated. NCBI's taxonomy places the organism in Eukaryota, Viridiplantae, Streptophyta, Magnoliopsida, Poales, Poaceae. The transcript has a single exon.
ACAUCACAACGCAAGAAAGUCGAUCGAACCUGCGCUAGCCUAUAUAUAGGUCUUGGUUGACACCGCCUGGUCUCCGAGUCCAAGAGGGGAAGCAGCGGCUCUGGACCUCUGAUCAAUCUAGCUUAGCUUUCUUCGAGUUCAGACUUCAGAGCGCAUAUGGCCAUGGAAGUUCAGGGCACCAGGCGGCCGCAGGAUGCCGGCGUGAAGGUCAAGUUCAUCGAGACGCAGUUCAUUAGCUCCGACGCCGCCAGCUUCAAGGCCGUCGUGCAGCGCCUCACCGGCAAGUCCCCAGCCGCCUCGUCGCAGACGACUCAGCCGCCGGCGCAUCCUCAGCCACAAAGCCUGCGCCCGUGCCGGCCGACCUUCAUUGGCGCUGGGCAGCAGCAGACCACUGGAUGGACAGAUCUACAGGCUGCCGGCGGCUACCUGGCGACGAUGCCGGCGCCGAAGCAAGAGCACCUCGCGGCGGCGCCUCGGCUGGAGGACAUGAACGAGCUCUGCGACUUUGCAGACCUGUUCUACACCACCGCCGCGAGCAAUCGGCCCGACGGCGGCGCCAGCGUCUUUCCUUACUGAAACCACGGUGCGUGGUGUGUCCUUGCGCCUUGGUGGUGUUUUCGGAAUGCAUGAAUGAAUGAUGAAGCGCGGAUACUUGAAGUUUGCCAUUGCCAAUUUGCCAGCCACGUCGCAGUCGCAGCGAGUUGGGCUGGGCACAUUGAUGACCAAGAGCUAGGUGUGCAAGGAGACAGAUCGAGAUGGAUUGUCUGUCAACCGCUGUACUGUUGAUUCAUGUAGCUGCAUACUCACGCCACGAGUUCUCUCAACGACAGUUAAAUGCUGCCGUGUCAAAUUUGUAAUGGGCUAAACACAGAUCAUGUGUGCAAUAUGCAUAGAUAUUUUUCUCAUACAGGUUGUCAAAUUUAUUAAAUUUUGAUUUUUUGACCGUGGUUGUGACUUGUGAAUGACUG